AUGUCUCCUCCGUAUCUUCUACGAAUGUCUCAAACCCUUGAUAGAAGGAAGACAGUCGUUCAUGCAAUUGAGGAACAUUCUCGCGCUGUCGGUGCCACCUACCGAACGGUAGCUGUCGCCGGGGCCUUGAGCACCACAAUCACACAAGAUGAUUAUGUGCAUGAGCUGGUUCACCGUAAAGUGGCUCAACUCUUCAACAUUCAGAUUAUUCACACUGGUUUUGGCACACCGAAGACCUUAUGGGGAGCUUCAGGGGGCCUUUACGUCCAUCCAGAUUCUGUAGAGCUAUCUGGAAUCGCCGACCCAAAGAUAUCAGCACCGACACGCCUUUCACCAACGCGCCAAUGCGAACGGCAACGAGCGGAUGACUCAGACAACCCGCUAGACAAGAUACUACACCUGCGCAAUAUGGGUCCUGAGUAA
Messenger RNA from Suillus subaureus, 423 nucleotides. RefSeq lists its product as uncharacterized. Lineage: Eukaryota; Fungi; Basidiomycota; Agaricomycetes; Boletales; Suillaceae. The record is from RefSeq and is a predicted model, not a curated record. The transcript is spliced from 4 exons. Bases 1 to 423 code for a protein of 140 amino acids.